AUGCCAUUAGAGUCGUCCAACCUGAGUCAGCUCGAGGCCUUGUGCAAAGCCUCAGGGGAGCAGCUGCGGGUCCUGGACAAGGCAGAUGAGAGGAGGGGGGUGAAGGCCAGAGGGACCAGUGACGGGACCAUGAGACCAAAGCUGCAGAGGCUUCUGAAGGAGAGCGAUGAGAGGCUGAGGGUGCUGAGGGCCGUGCACCGCAGAGUCAUCAACCGGUUCCACUCAUUCUUGCUGUUUUUGGGCUACUCUCGAUCCAUGGUGCGGGACACGCGGCCGGAAGAUUUCUGCAAAACCAUCAGUGAUUUCUCCUUGGAGUUCAGAGCCACGCGUCAAACCAUUCUCCACCAGCGAGAAAAAGAGAAGGAAAGAGAGAUAAAGGGAACAGGGAGCAGCACCCCAGUGGGACAGAGGAGGAGCCAGACACUCACACAGGACUGUGAAGAGCAAUAUAAACUUGAGGAAAUCCUAAAAACGGCAGAAACUUUGUAUCGACUGGACGUGACGCUGCCUCGGAACCGGCGAAGGAAAACCGACGGACAAGUAUUUAUUAUCAAACACGUGACAGCGGCCUCCACACUUCUGCACCAGGGACCUCAGAGCUUCAUUCUGUUGAUACCAAUCUUCAAUCUUCUGCCCGUCAUCAAGUUGGUCUCCAUGAGUGAAAACCACAGUGGUUCCAACCUGAGUCAGCUCGAGGCCUUGUGCAAAGCCUCAGGGGAGCAGCUGUGGGUCCUGGACAAGGCAGAUGAGAGGAGGGGGGUGAAGGCCAGAGGGACCAGUGACGGGACCAUGAGACCAAAGCUGCAGAGGCUUCUGAAGGAGAGCGAUGAGAGGCUGAGAGUGCUGAGGGCCGUGCACCGCAGAGUCAUCAACCGGUUCCACUCAUUCUUGCUGUUUUUGGGCUACUCUCGAUCCAUGGUGCGGGACACGCGGCCGGAAGAUUUCUGCAAAACCAUCAGUGAUUUCUCCUUGGAGUUCAGAGCCACGCGUCAAACCAUUCUCCACCAGCGAGAAAAAGAGAAGGAAAGAGAGACAAAGGGAACAGGGAGCAGCACCCCAGUGGGACAGAGGAGGAGCCAGACACUCACACAGGACUGCGAAGAGCAAUAUAAACUUGAGGAAAUCCUAAAAACGGCAGAAACUUUGUAUCGACUGGACGUGACGCUGCCUCGGAACCGGCGAAGGAAAACCGACGGACAAGGUUUCCACUUGAUCUGA
Messenger RNA from Knipowitschia caucasica, 1218 nucleotides. Lineage: Eukaryota; Metazoa; Chordata; Actinopteri; Gobiiformes; Gobiidae. The record is from the annotation of a GenBank genome assembly.